GAACUCCUUGGCCGACGAGGCUGUUGAACUGGAGGGAGGCCCAAGUUCCCUCUGGAGACCCGUACGAGUUUUAGCUUCUCCCCCAAGGUUACUGCCGUGUAUUUAAGCCUUGCAUGACCCCUCACACGUCCAUGUUCAUCAUCCCCGUCUUUUUCUAGAACUACCAUCCCUCGGUUCUAUCGACCCUCUCGACUUUCGAAUUUCCUCUCAUCUACAAAAUGUCCGUCAACGGUGCUAGCACUGGCAAGGCUUCGCUCCACGAGCCAUCUUCGUCUCGCCCGACCCACGCCCACGGCCUCGUCAAUGUCCAGCCUGCCCGCUUGGGUGACCUGCAGCCUCGCUAUGCGGCGACCCUCCAGCACGAUAAUGAUAACCCGGACGCGCACGGUUGGUAUGCGCAAAUGAUCCACACCCUGGGAGAAUGUAUCGGUUUCUGCGGUGCCAUCCCCUGCUGCAUCUGCUGCCCCAACCCAUUCAAACCCGUCGACCAGGGCCAAGUUGGUCUCGUAUCCAAAUUCGGACGAUUUGAACGCUCGGUCGAUCCCGGUCUGGUCAAGGUGAACCCCCUGAGCGAACACUUGACCACCGUGGACGUGAAGAUCCAAAUCGUCGAAGUCCCCCGUCAGGUCUGCAUGACCAAGGACAACGUGACCCUCAACCUGACCUCCGUCAUCUACUACCAAGUCACCUCCCCACACAAGGCCGCAUUCGGCAUUUCCAAUGUGAAGCAGGCCCUCAUUGAGCGUACCCAGACCACCCUGCGCCAUGUCAUCGGUGCCCGUGUCCUGCAAGACGUGAUCGAGCGCCGCGAGGAGAUCGCUCAGUCUACGGCGGAGAUUAUCGAGGAGGUUGCCUCUGGCUGGGGUGUCCAGGUCGAGUCCAUGCUCAUCAAGGACAUCAUCUUCAGCAAUGACCUGCAGGAUUCGCUCUCCAUGGCGGCUCAGUCCAAGCGGAUCGGUGAGAGCAAGGUUAUCGCCGCCCGCGCCGAAGUCGAAUCGGCCAAGUUGAUGCGCCAGGCUGCCGAUAUCCUGUCCUCGGCUCCGGCCAUGCAGAUCCGUUACCUCGAGGCUAUGCAGGCGAUGGCUAAGACUGCCAACAGCAAGGUUAUCUUCCUGCCAGCCAUGAACCAGACUGUGCAGCAGCAGCUUGCCGCUGCUGAUAACGCUGGCGAGGGCCCCAGCAACUAUGGUGCCACGGACAACCACCUCCAAGACGAUGGCUUCCAGCGUGCGAUCAACGCUCGUGUCGUUGAGGACAUUUAAAAAAACCACGACUGCGUAAUUUUGAGUUGCAGUGCAGUUUUUCAUGGCCGUUUCCUUGCUCUGACUCCAUGACGAUAUGACCCUUUAUCUUCGCCUCGUGAUUUAUCACGUUUGAUCCGGGGGUGGUUAAUGCUUGACAGGCAUGAAGUAUUUCUUUGCCCCCAAGUCUACUUUUCCGGAUCUCUUGACGCUUUGUAUUAUGGCUGGACACGAUUUGGAUCCAUGACGAUACCCCCACCUUCUUUUGCUGUGCCUUGCUCCAUAUGGUGAUACCUUUGUUUAUUUCGCGCCUUAAUUAGUUUGUUGCUUCGGGCUUGUAGCAUAAUACAAUUUGCUUUCAUAACAAUAGGGUCUAUUUUAC
Penicillium brasilianum is the source of this 1623-nucleotide messenger RNA. Lineage: Eukaryota; Fungi; Ascomycota; Eurotiomycetes; Eurotiales; Aspergillaceae. The record is from the annotation of a GenBank genome assembly.